CUGUGAUUGGUUCAUGGGAGAAAAUAAAGCCUGGAACAAAUGGUUGCGAGCUGCAGUGUGGUGUGCCAGCGCUGCGUUGGAGCUUCUCGGGAAAACAACGAUGCCACUCAUGGAGCAGCUUUAUCACAUCGAGGGAGCUCUGUGGGAAAGUUUCUGUGUAGUGCAACAUUUCUAUGCGGACACACGCACAGUAUCGCAGCAUUUUGUAUCCAUUUGACUUCAUCGUAGACGUCUCAAAAUGGCUGCGUUGUUGCUAUUUUUUUCUAGGAGACCCGCAGCAGCUGCCUUAGCACUCACAGACUUCCAGACUAUCUAGAUAUCGAACUCUUGCAAGCGCAGAUCAGCAGUCCUCAGGCAUAAUAUGCUCAGGCUUCUUCAUGCUACAGGACUGCAUAUGAGUGACUUACAAGUUUCGGGGAAAUGUUACCAAAAAAUCACACCACAAACUGUCCAAAUAAAUGUUACAAAUAAACAUAACUAUAAAAGAUACGAAAUAUCAGACAUCAAGAAUCAUAUAUGAAAAAGCAGCCACAGAGACCGACAGUGGAUUGACGUCUCAGGUGGCAGGUGCACUUCAGCCAAUCAAUGGGCGUGGUUUCAGGGCACCUGUGGACGCCUAUAAAUUGUUUCUGGUCGCGCCAUUGUGGAUGUCGACAUGUGAUGUGAGAUUUUGUGAAAGUUUGUAUGCUGCUAGCCUGUAUUUUCUGUAGCGAUGAGUGCAGCAAAGCCAUACAUUGGCUGUAAGAUAGGGUUAAUUUCAAAAGCUCAAAAUCGUUAUGAGGGGAUUCUGUAUACAAUUGAUAAAGUGCAUUCUACAGUAGUGCUGGCAAAAGUUAAAUGUUUUGGAACGGAGGGACGACCCACUGACAGACCAACACCAGCCAAAGAUGAUAUCUAUGAGUACAUCACUUUCCGGGGAAGUGAUAUCAAGGAUAUCACACUGUGUGAACCUCCAAGAUCUCACCAUGGCCUACCCCCUGAUCCUGCAAUAGUGCAGUCAUCCAGUGCCAGCUCUUCAGGCGUCUACUCAGCUCUUGGACCAUUUAGCCCCCUAAGGAUGCCUGCCUACAACCAACUUGCUGCCAGCUCUCUACUUAAUCAGCAGUAUGCUGCAGCUCUUGGCCUUGGGCCUGUUCUUCCAGGCUUACAUGUUAGAAGGGGCCCCAUGGUGGAAAAGGCAGUUCAAACCCUCCAUAUGGAAAGGUCUUGGCAGAGGAGAGGUUUGACUGCAUCCCAGGAGCGGGAGCAGCGGUGGGAGAGGAGGCGGCCCCAGAGGACCAGAGGAGAGAGCCCCCAGACCAGAAGGGGCACUAGAACCACCAUGAAGUCAGGCCCAGUGGUGCCCAGCGCUCAGCAGGAAACUCGGCAGCAGAAUGAUGAAAACAGGCCACCACCCAGAAGAAGACAAGGGGCUCGGAGGCGAAGGAACCGCAGUAAAGGCCAGUUGAUGGUGGCUAAUGCGCCAUCUGCCACCCUCAAGUUUGACACAGACUUUGAUUUUGAUUCCUCAAAUGCACAGUUUAUUAAGGAGGAACUGGAGAGGGAAGGGCAGGACAGGAUGAAUGUGAAAGGUGGAAAUCAUGAGGUAGAAGAGAAAGCAAAAGAGGAACUGCACUCAACCACAGAGGAUGAUCAUUUUGGACCAAAAUGCUAUUAUGACAAGGCAAAGUCUUUCUUUGACAACAUCUCGUCUGACAAUAAGUUCAGGUUAACAUGGGCAGAGGAGCGGAAGCGUAAUCUGGAGACUUUUGGGGUCCCCGGACGAUUUCUGAGGGGCCAGCGCUUCAGAGGUGGAUAUACUGGACGAAGAGGACGAGGCGCUGCUCAGACUCUGCCCUCUUACAGAACCAGGAGUGGACAUCUGUAAAGGUCAGCGUUUGUUACCAGGGCACUAUAGCAACCCUAUCCCUGCAACCUCCAGUGAUUAUUUCCCUUAUGUAUAACAAAUGGGUUGUUUAACCCAUUUAUUUGUCUAAGUGUCUUUUUGUCAUGAUGAUCAGGAAAAGCAGCUCUAUUGGCACUAUAUGAAGAAUGAUCUUUUUGUUUUUCUCCCUGAGGCAGUUAUCCUGUACCCAUAUUGCCAGGAUUUUAUUUUUAUUUAUGUCUUUUUUGUCAUUUGACUCCAUUUUGAAUAUGGAUGCACAGCACACUAAACAGUCCACUGUGUGUGAAAAUAUUUUUUCUCCCCUCAGGAUAUUUGCCUGAAGAAUUAUUAUUUUCUAUUUAAUGGGAAGUGAAUGUUUAAGUUUUUUCUGUUUUCUUCUACUUGAAAAUUUCAUUUCAAUUUCAUUAACAAAUGAUAAGUAUGAAUAUUAUCAACAUAAAACUAAACCUAAAUGUAUGCUAAAUCUUGUCCUUUAUUCUGUCCUAUUGAAGCAACAAGUGAGAGUAAUGUAAAUAAACUGGAAAUCGCUGA
Messenger RNA from Lates calcarifer (barramundi perch), 2416 nucleotides. RefSeq names its product LSM family member 14B (gene lsm14b). The transcript is spliced from 8 exons. NCBI's taxonomy places the organism in Eukaryota, Metazoa, Chordata, Actinopteri, Centropomidae. Gene Ontology annotation, molecular function: mRNA binding. The record is from RefSeq and is a predicted model, not a curated record. Bases 713 to 1867 code for a protein of 384 amino acids.